Alligator mississippiensis (American alligator) is the source of this 546-nucleotide messenger RNA. RefSeq names its product chromosome 1 C3orf85 homolog (gene C1H3orf85). NCBI's taxonomy places the organism in Eukaryota, Metazoa, Chordata, Crocodylia, Alligatoridae. Bases 39 to 392 code for a protein of 117 amino acids. The record is from RefSeq and is a predicted model, not a curated record. The transcript has 4 exons.
UAUAAAAUUGAAUGAACAUCCCUGCCUAACAAAGAUAAAUGUUUUCCAGACAACCUAUGUCACCUCUGAAAAUGUUUCAGGUUAUUGUGUCCCUUCUGCUGCUUUCAGGUGUCCUGGGAGCACCAUUUCUCUCUGAAGAAACAGCAAAUCAGUUCAUAAGGCUUAAGAGACAAAUACCAUAUUCUCACAGCUAUUGGGACGCAAGCAGUAGCGAGAAUGCUUGGGGUUACACUGUGGCAGAACAGGCAAGUGAAUCAUGGACAGCAUUGAGAAACACAGCCCAAUACUACAUGGACUUGGGAUCUUUUGUCUUUGAUUCUGCAACUGCCCAGGACCAUAUUAGGUCUUAUAUGGAUAUGCUACAGCAAUCUGGGAUUUACCUCGAGCAGUAGACAAGAAAACAGAAUUAAAUUUUAGAAAUAACUGACAACUCAUUGCAGUGGUUUUCACUGUGGUCUGCAGACCCCUGGGGAUCUGCAGGCUAUAUUUAAGGAGUCUGCAAAAGAUGGCUACGAUCAAUAAAAAGUAUGUGAAUGCGCACACUUA